AUGCAGCUCCUACCACAAUUGGAACGUAUUGUACAGCUGCAACAGCAGCCGGAAAACAAAGACAAAAACCUUGUACCUGUGUACUUGGAUGCCGUAGCCGACCUAGACACGCCCGUGAGUGUGCUGCUAAAGCUGCGUGAGGGCCAGACCAACUCGUUCCUACUCGAGUCCGUGGCACCUGGUGAGAAGAUUGCACGCUACUCGUUCAUUGGUGCUGGUCCGCUUAAGGUCGUGGCUACGGGGAAAGGUCAGAGCUUUGAAGGUGAUCCGCUUGUUAAUUUAGAAAAGGAAAUGCAGCACUUUCGCACGGUGACGCUGCCUGAGCUUAAUUUGCCCAUGACGGGCGGAGCUGUGGGCUACUGCGGCUUUGAUGCCAUCCGCCACUUUGAGCCCAAGAUUGCACCGUAUAUAGAGGCCCAGAAGGACGUGCUACAGGUACCUGAGAGCAUCUACAUGCUCUUUGACACGGUCGUAAUCUUUGAUCAUGUAUUCCACUCGCUCAAGAUCGUGUCGCACUGCCGUCUGGAUACGGAAGACCUUGCAGCCGCGUACAAGGAAGCGACCGAUAAGAUCUUGGCGAUUGACGCUACGCUAAAGAAGCCGAUCGAGCGCACGUCCAGUGUUACCCACAAGAAUGCAGUUACAGCGUCCAAGAUUGAUCUGGAAGCGGCCUCGAACGUCGGCAAGGCGGGAUACAUGGGCUUCGUGACGAAGCUUAAGGAACACAUUGUAGACGGAGAUAUUUUCCAGGCAGUACCGUCACAGCGACUGGCCAUGGAUCUCCCGAAGGACGUGACCUCACUGGACUUGUACCGUCAGAUGCGGGCCAUUAACCCGUCGCCGUACAUGUUCUUCUUGGACAUGGGCGAAGACUUCCAGAUUGUGGGCGCGUCGCCAGAGAUGCUGGUCAAGGUGGACCAUGAUCGUGUCGUCGAGACACAUCCGAUUGCUGGUACCCGUCAUCGAGGUGCUGACGACGCGGAAGACAACGCGCUGGAGAAGGAGCUGCUUGCUGACGAGAAGGAGCGUGCUGAGCACAUUAUGCUGGUGGACCUGGGCCGCAACGACGUCGGUCGAGUAGCCAAGCCGGGCUCUGUCCGAGUGGAUCGCCUCAUGCAGAUUGAAAAGUAUUCGCACGUGAUGCACAUUGUCUCGGUCGUCAAAGGUGACUUGCGUGAAGACAAAACAGUGUAUGACGCGUACCGUGCCAUGUUUCCUGCCGGCACAUUGUCUGGUGCUCCAAAAGUACGUGCUAUGGAGCUAAUUUGCUCGCUGGAGACGGAACGUCGUGGCGUAUUCGCUGGCUCCGUGGGAUACUUCAGUUUUUCUGGAUUCCUCGACACGGCUAUUGCCAUUCGCACGAUGGUGGUCAAAGGUAGUAAGGUCUACUCGCAAGCGGGCGGCGGCAUCGUGUACGACUCAGACCCGCAAGCUGAGUAUAUGGAGACAUUGAACAAGCUGGGCUCCAGCCUCAAGACAUUGGAGAAAUGUGCCGCUAAAUAG
Molecule: messenger RNA, 1503 nt
Organism: Peronospora farinosa
Lineage: Eukaryota; Oomycota; Peronosporomycetes; Peronosporales; Peronosporaceae
Source: the annotation of a GenBank genome assembly